Messenger RNA from Eptesicus fuscus (big brown bat), 496 nucleotides. RefSeq names its product zinc finger protein 124-like. The transcript is spliced from 4 exons. NCBI's taxonomy places the organism in Eukaryota, Metazoa, Chordata, Mammalia, Chiroptera, Vespertilionidae. Bases 128 to 409 code for a protein of 93 amino acids. Gene Ontology annotation, biological process: regulation of DNA-templated transcription. The record is from RefSeq and is a predicted model, not a curated record.
CACUGUUGUUCCCUUUGCUUCAGCUGCACUGGGAUCGCAUCUCCCUUGUUCUGUCCUCAUCUGUGGAGCUGUGAUCUGUGAGGUGGUGGGAGCCGCAGGCGGGACUCAGGGGCCCAGGAAACCAGAAAUGGACUCAGUGGCCUUUGAGGAUGUUAAUGUGGAGUUCACCACGGAGGAGUGGGCUUUCCUGGAUCCGAACCAGAAGAAACUCUACACAGAUGUGAUGCUGGAAACCUUCUGGAACCUGGCAUCAGUAGCAUGUAUUUUAGAAGAACAAUGUGACGACCAUGACAGUGAAGAUCAGUAUGAAAAUCAUGGGAGGAAUCUUAGGCAGACUCUGGAUGAUUGCUGUCACUCAGAUUUGAGACUUUUCUCUCAAUGUUUUCAGUUACCUUGUAAAGGUGAUUAAAAUUAUGUGCAUUUUAAGUGUGAUUAAAGUGUAUGUGAUUAAAAUUCAGUGUAUGUGAAUGUGAGUGUAUGUGAUUAAAAUUAUGUG